Sphenostylis stenocarpa is the source of this 1668-nucleotide messenger RNA. The record is from the annotation of a GenBank genome assembly. Lineage: Eukaryota; Viridiplantae; Streptophyta; Magnoliopsida; Fabales; Fabaceae.
AUGAAACAACUCCUGCAAUUCGUAUCUACCACCUCUAUCAAUCUCACCAGGUUUCUUUUGCGUCGUAUCUCUUCUUUUGUGUAUUUUUACUGGAAAGUGUUUCAGAAGCAUUUGAAUGAUAAGACAUUGCUUUGUUCAACUGUGAAAGCAAUGGGGUCCAAAAGACCCUUUUCAAAUUCAUCAAAGGGCAAGAAGGAUGUGAAGCUUAAAGGGUUGGAAGCAAGCCCUGGUUUCAAGAAGAAUGUUGAUGAGGAGAAUGAUGUUAAUAGCUAUUCCAUUGAGAUUGAGAGAUUAAGAAAGGACCCAACAAUAGUAGAGGCAAUGACUGUUCAGGAACUCCGGAAAAUAUUGAAGAGAUUUAGGGUCCCUGCUAAAGGUCGUAAAGAUGAUCUUUUGUCUGCCUUGAAGAGUUUCGUGGACAGUAACAAGUGCGAACAAGAUUCUCAUACACGAGAAGAGCAAGAGCUAUUAAUUUCUGCUGAAAAUACUUCUGUAGAAGUGGAGGCUAAAAGGGUACUGGAUGAAGACGACCAUGUUGAAAAUGUCAAUGAAACUUCAGAGAUACUUGAACGAAACCAGGGUAAGAGAAAGUUAAAACAAUCUGAAUCUGAGAGAAAAACGGUCAAAGUGGUGACCAAGAAGAAAGUUUCACCGAAAUCAGAUGGUGAUGCAGAUUUUAAGCCUUCCAGGGCAAGGAGAAAAAUAUCUUCAGAUAUUGUUAGCAUUGUUGCUGAGUCAGAUGAAAUCAGUACAACUACCAUUCAAACUGAACCAUGGACAGUUCUGGCCCACAAGAAGCCUCAAAAGGGUUGGAUUGCAUAUAAUCCUAAAACAAUGAGACCACCAACACUGCAUAAGGAUACAAAAUUUGUCAAGCUUUUGUCAUGGAAUGUCAAUGGAUUGAGAGCGUUGCUAAAAUUAGAAGGAUUCUCAGCAUUUCAACUUGCCCAAAGGGAAGACUUUGAUAUAUUGUGUUUGCAAGAGACUAAGCUGCAGGAGAAGGAUAUAGAGGAAAUCAAACAGCGUCUAAUAGAUGGAUAUGAUAACAGUUUUUGGACAUGUAGUGUUACUAAGCUUGGUUACUCUGGAACAGCAAUUAUCUCAAGGAUAAAGCCACUUUCAGUUAGAUAUGGCCUAGGUAUAUCUGAUCAUGAUAGUGAGGGGAGACUUGUGACCGCUGAGUUUGAUACAUUUUAUUUGAUUUGUGGAUACAUCCCUAAUUCUGGAGAUGGCUUGAAAAGACUGUCUUAUAGGGUGACUCAAUGGGAUCCAUCUCUCAGCAAUUAUUUAAAAGAAUUGGAAAAGUCAAAACCUGUAAUUUUGACUGGUGAUCUAAAUUGUGCUCAUGAAGAGAUAGACAUAUACAACCCUGCUGGUAACAAGAGAAGUGCUGGGUUUACAGAUGAAGAGAGGAAAUCAUUUGCAGCAAACUUCUUAUCUAGGGGAUUUGUAGAUACCUUUAGAAGACAACACCCUGGUGUUAUUGGAUAUACCUAUUGGGGUUAUAGGCAUGGUGGGCGCAAGAAUAACAGAGGGUGGCGUCUUGACUAUUUCCUCGUCUCAGAAUCCAUUGCUGACAAAGUUCACGAUUCAUACAUUCUUCCUGAUGUUAAUGGUAGUGAUCAUUGCCCUAUUGGUCUUAUUCGUUUUAGAGAUUUAGACAAGUAA